Molecule: messenger RNA, 5394 nt
Organism: Dendroctonus ponderosae (mountain pine beetle)
Lineage: Eukaryota; Metazoa; Arthropoda; Insecta; Coleoptera; Curculionidae
Gene: Kdm2
Product: jmjC domain-containing histone demethylation protein 1
Exons: 17
Coding region: 155-3187 (1010 amino acids)
Biological process (GO): protein demethylation; regulation of transcription by RNA polymerase II
Molecular function (GO): histone demethylase activity; protein binding; zinc ion binding
Source: RefSeq, a predicted model, not a curated record
UGCAAGUCAGAGAUAGACGGAAAAUCAGAACAUCGUCGACGUUCAGCUAACUGAUAUUUGUCAAUUUUAGUCCCACUUCCUCACGAGGAGAGUGUAGACGUGGAUUGUUCGGAGGUCGCAAAAUUUAUCGAAAUUUACGUCGUUGUGCGGAAAAAUGUCGCAAAACUCGUCGUCUGGAAAGGCCAAAACCGCUAGACAGUUGCGUGAGAGGAAGCAAAGAAAACUGUACUCGGACGACUGGGCAUUGGGCGACGAAGAUGAUAUUGAGAGCAGCAGAACGUUCAAUUUGCAGGAAAAAUUGGAUGCUCCAAUUUUCGAGUCGCAUGGAAUGGUCAAGGAAAUGAGAGGCGAAGAACUAAAUGUCGCCUACUUUCAGAAACAUGGUUUCAACACUCCAUUGCUGUUCAAAGACAAGACUGGUCUAGGUAUUAGGGUUCCUUCUUCCAAUUUCUCCAUUAAUGAUGUUCGGGUUAGUGUCGGUUCUAGACGCGUUCUGGACGUAAUGGACGUGAGUACGCAAAAGAACAGCGAAAUGAGCAUGAAGGAAUGGCAAAAAUAUUACGAAGAUAAAAACAAGGGCCAAUUACUCAAUGUUAUAUCGUUAGAAUUUUCACAUACCAAGCUUGAACAUUACGUACAGAGCCCGACUGUAGUAAGGCAAGUAGAUUGGGUGGAUUGCGUAUGGCCUCGGCACUUGAAAGAGAGCCAAACAGAAGCCACGAAUUUAUUAGAGGAUAUGAAGUACCCUAAAGUGCAAAAGUACUGUUUAAUGUCCGUUAAAGGGUGUUAUACAGAUUUCCAUGUAGAUUUUGGAGGAACAUCUGUUUGGUACCACAUUUUAAAAGGUUGUAAAGUGUUUUGGUUGAUUCCCCCCACUGACCAUAAUAUUGAUCUCUAUGAACGCUGGUGUCUUUCUGGCAAGCAAUCAGAUAUAUUUUUUGGUGAUACUGUGGACAAAUGCGCAAGGAUUGUGUUACAUGCGGGAAAUACGUUUUUUAUUCCCACUGGAUGGAUCCACGCUGUUUACACUCCCUUGGAUUCUUUAGUAUUUGGUGGGAAUUUUCUGCACUCGUUUGGCAUAGAAAAACAACUGAGGAUCGCUCAAGUUGAAGACAAUACUAAGGUUCCACAGAAAUUUCGCUACCCAUUUUUUACGGAAAUGCUCUGGUAUGUGCUUGAGCGCUACGUUCACUGCCUUUUAGGAAAUUCUCAUCUGACUACUGGCCAAGACUCUCCCAUACCUCCAGACCGGCCGCAUAUUCAUUUGACUCAAGUCGAACUACAUGGAUUGAAAGAUAUUGUGCGCUACCUUCAUAUGCUGCCUUCAAACCGAAAAAAUCUCCCGGAUUUAAUCAGAGAUCCAAUCGCGCUCAUUCAAGACGUACGAACCUUGAUUGGAUUACAUCGGCAGGAUAUUAGAGAAAUGGCAAUCACCAACAGGCCUAUCUUAUCUCUGCCCCAUGAUGAUAAGAAGAAAAGCUUCUACAAAAACAACUCCAAUAUAAACUGUGUGAAAACGCCUAAGCCUCCAGGCACUUUCAAGGGACCGAAAACCAGUCCUGGAUCAGCGUCUGGAGAUAAAGGCGGCCCUCGGAGACGUCGAACCAGAUGUAAAAAAUGCUCGGCCUGCCAGAGAGCGGAUUGCGGAGAAUGUACUUUCUGUUUGGAUAUGGUGAAAUUUGGAGGGCCUGGUCGCGCCAAACAAACCUGCAAUAUGAGACAGUGUUUGCAACCGAUGCUGCCAGUUACAGCUGCGUGUGCGAGAUGUGGCUUGGACGGUUGGAUGCAAACCCCGGUGGCACCCCUACAGAAAGGACCCCAAAGAUGUGAUACUGCCAGCACACUUAUGGAAUGUUCGGUGUGUUAUGAAAUCGCCCAUCCUCAGUGCGUGCAGCGGCUUUGUCAAGACUUCAACGGUUACAUUAACGAAGACUUGCCCAAUUCCUGGGAAUGUCCCUUGUGUUGUAAACUGGGCAAAAAUACGGACUAUCGACCUCGUCAUUUUCGAGCCAGGCAAAAGUCAUCGGAUAUAAGAAGAAUCAGCAUCAGUUCGGACGCCUCCAGUGCGUUUGAGAACAAAGUGCAACCGGAACAUUCGGAUUCGGGCAGCGAAAACGAUCAAAAAGAUACUAAAUUGCAGGAAUUAUUGCCAAUAAAAAAGCGAAGAUCGAGUGAUAACUCUGAAAUAGAAACCAAGACUGUCCCUAUUCCCUCAUCCAAUGAUAGCCACCGAAAGACUGCGUUUAGAAUGCAUCUUGCCCACCAAAUUGCAAGUAAUAGUACAAAGGUUCUAAAGAAACCAAUUGUAGUAGUAAGACCGGCGCCCCUGAUGAUGCUGAACCCAAUAGUACCUACGAAUAAUUUAGUUUUAGAUAAGCGAGUCAUUAUAAGUAUUUUCAAAUACUUAACGCCCAAAGAACUACUCGACUGUGCACUAGUAUGUAAAACGUGGGCUACAUAUUCAAUCGACCCAUCUUUAUGGAAACGGAUGGAAUUCGAUCACAAGAAGAUCUCGAGCGACAUGCUGAAAGGCACAGUGCGUCGACAGCCUGAAAUUCUGAGCCUGAAUUGGUGCAGAAUAAACCACUUUCAGCUGCCUUGGUUGAUUCAGAGGUUGAACAAUCUGAAGCAGUUGUACCUGCAAAGCAUAGAUGUGAAAAGUGCCAUUUCGUUGCGAACAAAUCAUUCCGCCGUACUGCAAGUACUGGAUUUGAGCUUUAUUUCCGAUUUUAAUGAUUCGGCAUUAAGAGAAAUUUUAGGUACAAACAACGACUCACGUUCUGGGCUAGCAGGAGACAAAAUUCGUUUCCGAAACUUGAAAACAUUGAGGCUUUCAGGCACUGAUAUUACCGACAUAGCGAUGCGCUACGUUAUUCAGUACUUACCUAACAUUCAGCACUUAAGCCUCAGUAUGUGUCCGCGGAUAUCCGAUGCAGGAAUCGCUCAGCUGAGCACAAAACCAGCCAACACUGUCACAAACUUGACCAGUUUGGACUUGAGCCAUGCAAAAUUGGUUACAGAGGCCAGUUUGGAUCAUCUGGCAAAAUGUGAGAAAUUGAUAAGACUGGAUUGCAGGCAAGCAUUAAGUAUCUCAACUCAAGCGCUGAUCAAAUUCGCUGCGAAAAGCAAGCACGACUUGCAGGUGCGUGAAAUUAAGCUGGUGGACGUUAGGCAAAAACCUGUAUAGUAGGCAUAAUUGGAGUCUAGCUAGUUGCGAAAGUGGAUUCUCCACUCCAUAACAAAGUGUGUUUUAUUAGCUGCCUUUUAUAUAAAGUAAGUAAAAGUUUCGAGCGGUAGAUUUGAGCCUAAAAUCAAAUUGAUUUACCUCAAAAUAUUUAACUACACGAUGCUGUUUUUUGCAUCUUAAAUAACGCUGAUAGUUUUAUAAGAACAUUUACAAUCUCGCGAGUUUCUUAAGGACCUCACUCUGAAAGGCAAUAGCUUACUUUUUACGUAUUAUCUAUAUUUGUGUGCCCAGCCAAUCGAAACUAUUACUGAAGCAAAUGGUUAAUUAAAGCUCAUGGGGCUUAGGAUUGACAAACGAACCGAAUUUGUGAGUUUCCGCUCUCAGUUUUCCCGGAAAAUUGAUUUUUGCAACUGGCACACUGUUCUAAACCUCUGAAAGUACCAAUCGAUAAUGUUUAUUAUAAACUGCUCAACAAAAUAGAUGAUAUAGCUGAUAGUUAUUUAGUGCAAUUAUUUAUCGCUUAGUGUCUGUUUUUGCAAAAGACUAGAGUUUCAGAUAGAAGAUGGAAGUUUCUACAGGGUGGAAAAUGAAACUGCAAAAUUGGUGAAAGUUUCACAUGCUCCCAAAUUACGUUUCUUUUUAUUUCAACACCAUCGGCAUUCAGCUAGACUGUAUGCAUAGCUCUAAAAAAGGUUUUACAUUUUUUGACCAUCUCGUUUAUUUACAGUGGUUUCAAGAAAUUUAACUUUUUGGACUUGCAUUGAUAUCGAAAUCGGUUCAAGCGAAAAAAAUACAUUUUUUUGCUUGGACCGAUUUAGAAAAUUUGGGGCCCGUGUUGAAGUUGUUUGCAUACGAAAUGUUUGAAAGUAAGCUUCAAUUUAGUUGAAAGGUUGCAAGAAUCGCAGAUUUAUGGGGCAAUUGUGAGUUGAGUCGCUUUUUGUGCCACCCAGUUUUAACUUCAACAUGUGCUCAAGAUUGUGAAAAUCGAUUCGAGAGAAAAGGUCGAUUUUUUUGAGACGUUUCAAUCUAUUCGCUUUAUCUAUAAUUGUUUGACGUUGAGAGCCAGAAAAUUACUUUUUUGUCCAACUAGGAGCACGUUGAAUUUUCCUCAAUUUUCCUUUUUUUCAUUUGCCACCCUGAUUUUAUUUACCUGAGGGGGUUAACUUUGGCCAGAACAUUGACGAACAAAAAUCAAAUGGGGCUAAAUAAGGCUUCACUCAGAAACAAAAUCGCUUAAAGCAAUCAGAAUUUAUCCACGUCCAAAGUUAGGGAAAAUUUGGCUGGAAACGUUCAUUUUGUUGAGCUGUUGAUGCGAAUCGAAUGCGAUCGAAAACUCGUGUUUUUCUUCCAAAUUCUAAAAAAUUAUUAUUGGUAAUGCAUGAGACAGUGGCACAUUAGUUCUCAAUAAAAAAUCUGAACUUGCUUCGUAUGAGGAAAAAUGAUCAACUGUAAAAAUUGCAAUUGCAAAAGCCAGUUAGUCGGAAAAUUGGGAUAAAACUUGCAUGAAUUUUGGGUAAUUGGCAUUGUAAUAUAUCUAAAAUUAUAUUAGCAAAUACAGUAUUCUAAAUAUAUCAAAAAUUGAUCAUUCGUAACAAGCAACCAAAGUAGGCAGUAAUUCGUUUUUCACCGAAGAAAUGAAUCGCCAUGUAGAUGUAAAUAUUAUUGUGAUUUUUAAAUAAAUAAUUUAGAUCAAUAAGAUAUUUAACUUUAACGUAGAAUGUUUCUUGUUUUUAGUUGGGAUGAAAGUUUUAUUUAAAAAAAAUCACUUAUAGACUAUGCUUAUUGCAUAAUUGAAACACUUUUAAUAGAUACACUUUAUACCUCUUUAAAAAAUUUCGCGCUUCUAAGUCUGUUCAGAACUUUUUUAUACAGUUUCGUUAAUUGUAAUGACUUCUAUAUCUAUUCAUGUCAUGGUCUUAGAACAACAACUUUUACAUAAUGUGACCGUAGAGCUCGCCUAUUGAUUAGAUUUUUUGGAACAAUUGAUACGUUUUGUUGAAAAUAAAUCACUUGAAUAGUAUACAUAUUAAACAAAGGUAUAUCGACAAACUAAUUUUGUUGAACGUGAGUUCAACGGGUUUAUUCUUUUAAUAAACCGGAGUGCAAUUUAUUGAAGAAUACCUUAUGUAAAAGUAUUGCAACCCAUAGUAUAUCUUUUGUUUUUAUAAGAUUUAUAGAGUGAUAUAAUAAAAUUUUUGUACAAUGUA